Gadus morhua (Atlantic cod) is the source of this 548-nucleotide messenger RNA. RefSeq names its product histone H2B 1/2. The record is from RefSeq and is a predicted model, not a curated record. The transcript has a single exon. Gene Ontology annotation, molecular function: structural constituent of chromatin; DNA binding; protein heterodimerization activity. Gene Ontology annotation, cellular component: nucleosome. The coding region runs from base 16 to 393 and encodes 125 amino acids. Lineage: Eukaryota; Metazoa; Chordata; Actinopteri; Gadiformes; Gadidae.
GAAACCAGUCUAAUCAUGCCUGCUGAAGUCGCCAAACCCGCCCCCAAGAAGGGCUCCAAGAAAGCGGUCUCCAAGACCGCAGUUAAGGGCGGAAAGAAGCGCCGCAAGACCAGGAAGGAAAGUUAUGCAAUCUACGUCUACAAGGUGCUGAAGCAGGUCCACCCAGACACUGGCAUCUCAUCCAAGGCGAUGGGAAUCAUGAACUCCUUCGUCAACGACAUCUUCGAGCGCAUAGCCGGUGAGGCCUCUCGCCUUGCUCACUACAACAAGCGCUCCACAAUCACCUCCAGGGAAAUCCAGACCGCUGUACGUCUGCUGCUCCCCGGUGAGCUGGCAAAGCACGCCGUGUCUGAGGGCACAAAGGCUGUGACAAAGUACACCAGCUCCAAGUAAACUCUUGAUGAAUGUAACCCAAACGGUCCUUUUAAGGACCACCCAAUUCAGCUUAAAAGAGCCUUCCUUCACUCUACAAUGAUCAAUUAUGAUAUGCAUUGGAAAUCUUAAUGCGGGCUAAACUAUAAAAACUGAUUCAAAUAAAGUAUUUUUGA